AUGGCGUGCUGCAUGUUGUACCGCGGGGACGUGGUCCCCAAGGACGUCAAAGCCGCCAUCGCCACCAUCAAGAGCAAGCGCAGCAUCCAGUUCGUGGACUGGUGUCCGACCGGGUUCAAGGUGGGCAUCAACUAUCAGCCCCCGACGGUGGUGCCUGGGGGCGACCUGGCCAAGGUGCAACGCGCUCUCUGCAUGCUGAGCAACACCACCGCCAUCGCCAUGGCCUGGACCCGCCUGGACCUGAAGUUCGACAAGAUGUACGCCAAGCGGGCCUUUUUCCACUGGUACGUGGGAGAGGGGCUAGAGGAAGGGGAGUUCCAGGACGCGAGGGAGGACAUGGCGUCGCUGGAGAAGGACUUUCCAAGAGGUGGCCCUGGAUUCCACCGAACUCGAAAGGGCAGAGGGGGAAGGAGAGGAGUAGACGCAAUAUCUUAA
Messenger RNA from Amblyraja radiata (thorny skate), 435 nucleotides. RefSeq names its product tubulin alpha chain-like. The coding region runs from base 1 to 435 and encodes 144 amino acids. The transcript has 2 exons. The record is from RefSeq and is a predicted model, not a curated record. Gene Ontology annotation, biological process: microtubule-based process. Lineage: Eukaryota; Metazoa; Chordata; Chondrichthyes; Rajiformes; Rajidae. Gene Ontology annotation, molecular function: GTP binding; structural constituent of cytoskeleton. Gene Ontology annotation, cellular component: microtubule.